Clupea harengus (Atlantic herring) is the source of this 3739-nucleotide messenger RNA. It is a transcript of the gene ggt5a, whose product is annotated as gamma-glutamyltransferase 5a. The record is from RefSeq and is a predicted model, not a curated record. NCBI's taxonomy places the organism in Eukaryota, Metazoa, Chordata, Actinopteri, Clupeiformes, Clupeidae. Gene Ontology annotation, cellular component: plasma membrane. Gene Ontology annotation, biological process: glutathione catabolic process; leukotriene D4 biosynthetic process; inflammatory response. Gene Ontology annotation, molecular function: glutathione gamma-glutamate hydrolase; leukotriene-C(4) hydrolase activity.
CUGACCAUAAUCCUCAAUGUUCCCCGCCCACGUUGUUUGCUCCUCAAAGUAUUGCAUAGCCACCAGUUUACCUUUACUCUGACAAUGCUCUGGGGCGGCGUGGAUAUAACUGUAGCAAACUAUCAGGGAGGAGUUUGACAAUCUUCACUGUCGGGACAGGCGACUGCGUUUUGACGAGGAAACACUCCAGAAGCGCAUCCUGACCAAAUGGCAAAGCCUACGUUGAAGUUGUGCAUGUGCUUAUGCUUGGUGUUAAACAGCAUAGUUAUUAUCGGCGUUUUGUGCGUGGCUCUCUUGACUCACCAAGGAUGUUCAGACGAGGAUUUUGGAAAAGCUGCGGUGGCGGCCGACUCGGAGAUGUGUUCGAAGAUCGGGCGGGACACACUGAGGCGGGGCGGCUCGGCGGUAGAUGGCGCUAUUGCUACCCUGGUGUGCACGUCCAUCAUUCACCCGCAGAGUAUGGGCAUCGGUGGAGGUUCAAUCUUUACCAUCCGUGAAAAGGACGGAAAAGUGAAAAUCAUUAAUUCUCGUGAGACUGUUCCUAAAGGUUUCAACAGUAAACUGAUGACGAUGUGCCCAAAGUCCUUCCAGCUAAUGUCCGGGAACGAUUGGAUUGGAGUUCCUGGAGAGAUCCGGGGCUAUGAGGAGGCCCACAGGCGCUAUGGGAGGCUGCCCUGGGCCAGUCUUUUUGAGCCCACCAUCAAGAUGGCCAGGGAGGGCUUCCCUCUUCCCCCUGUUCUGGCUCGCUUCUUAACGGUGUUAGACAAGGACAAGACACUGCCAGUACGGAACUUAUUUGUUGACAGAGACGGGAACCUGCUGAAGGAAGGAGACACGCUGCGAUUUGAGAAACUGGCGGAUACUCUGGAGAUCAUUGCAGAAAAAGGGGCGGAUGCAUUCUACACGGGGGACAUAGCAAGAGACUUGAUCAGUGACAUCCAGGAAGCAGGUGGGAAGUUGUCCCUGGAGGAUUUGAGCUUGUUCAGUGUCCAGGUGUUGGACGCUUGGAAAGUGCCGCUGGGAGACUACGACAUGUAUAUCCCACCACCACCAGCUGGAGGUGCUGUUCUGAGCUUUAUACUGAACACCAUGCGAGGUUACAAACCGACACCAGCAUCUCUUGAAGGGCAGCAGAAGACUCUUACGUUUCAGCGCUACGUGGAGACAUCCAAAUUUGCCAAUGCACUGAGGAGGUUCCUCAGUGAUCCAAGAUUCAGAUCUUCCAAGGAAGCAUUGGCAGCAACCCAGGAAGAGUUUGCCGAGAGAACAAGAGCAAUGAUUCAAGACAGCCAGACCCAUGAUGCCCAGUACUACAAUGUGACUCCAUCUCUGGACAGCAUGGGUACCACUCAUGUUUCAGUGCUGGCGGAGGAUGGCAUGGCUGUGUCCAUCACCAGCACCAUCAACCACAUAUUUGGGUCCAGAGUCUUCUCUCCCAAAACUGGCAUCAUCCUGAAUAACGAGCUGUCGGAUUUCUGUGGGAAAGCCAGCAGCAUUCAGGCAGGGGAACAGCCCCCCUCCUCUAUGUCUCCAGCCAUCCUGUACUCCAAAUCUAAGAAGCACACCAUGGUAGUAGGGGGAUCGGGGGGUAGCAUGAUCAUCACCGGUAUGGCUCUGACGAUAAUGAACCAUCUCUGGAUGGGGAAGAGCCUAAAGGAUGCCAUUUCUGCUCCUGUGGUGUUUGUUGACUCCAAAAAUGCACUGAACUUUGAGCCAAAUUUUGACAAGGGUGUUGAGGAGAACCUUAAAGCUUUGGGUCACGUAGUGGAGCAGAGGAAGAUGUUUUACAACGUGAUUAAUGCUGUGUCUAAAAAGGAUGGAUGCAUCACUGCUGUGUCAGACGAGCGGAAACUAGGAAAAGCUGCUGGAUAUUAAUUUUCCUCAAUACACUGGCGGAUUACUAAAGAAAAACAGUAAUGACCUACAUAUUCUCGUAAAGAGAGGUCAUUUAUCAACCAAGAAAACAAAACAAGGAGACUUCUGGGAUUUAACGCACAAGUCAAACCACUAUUGUCCUCUGACCUCUCGCUGAAGAAUAACCUGACCGGCUACCACUCUAAAAACAAGUCUUCACAAAAAAUUUGUCUGGACUUUGUUUUCUAAAGCACAUGAAUGUACAAGAAUGUACCUCAAGGAAUCGUGGUCAGAAGUGGCGCACAUUAUUCCAUCGCUUUCAGUUCCACCUGUUGAUGCCUCCGAACUCACUGAGGUGAAUGCUCUUAUUCUUAGUUUUGUUCGUGUGAGAGGUUGCUUAACGGAAGCAUUUAAGCAACACUGGUGCCUUCACCGUGGGGAAGAAAUAAUAGGUUUCUGUCAAAUCUGGAUGCUAAUCUAUAACCCACUGCUAAGUAAAUGCCGAGAAAAGAUCCUUCUCCAUGGUGGAAUUGGGUCUUCGCAAGCAUAGAAUGCAACCAAAAUUUGGUCAAUCAUUUGUCUGAGUUUUGACCAAUGUACUAUUAUGAUAUGAUGAAAGAAAUGAUAACCACGAUUUUGAUUUUAUUAUCAUUAUUUUAUAACAUUUGAUAUAAGGCCAUGAGACUGAAACAUGGAUGUUUGGAGGAAAGGGUAGGUGUGUGAAAGCCUGUAAUUAUGCCUCUCCAGAUCUGUAUUUAAAAUGUAGCUGAAAUGCCUUGUUGCAAAUAUGUAGACACAGUUAAUGUGACAAUCUAUCAUUGUGAGUUGUGCAAACAACUUUUAUUUUAACUAGUUUUUAUGAAGAUUUAUAAAUUGUGUAAUUUGUGGGUGUGAAAAAGUCUUUUUGUACUUGAGGAUGGUGUGCUGAGUCAUGUCUAUGUUUAGGCUCAAAGCACUGGUCCUUCCAAUUUUAGAGAGAGGAGACACGACUCGCCAUGGGUGGAGCAGGGGGUGCAAACUGGACUCUUAACCCUUGGGCCAUGUGGAAGGGGCCUCAUCUUCUCUGUGUCUGUGUGUGUAUGUCUGCUAGAAAUGUGUAAUGAGUUGUGAGAAUCUGAUUGACAGCCAGGCAGUAAAUCAACACAGUCUGCCACCUGCGUUCCAUCCCCCCCACCCCCCUUCGGCACCACCACACUAACACACACACACACACUCUUCUGCUCACACAGGUGCUCACUCGGCAUUCAGUGCCAUUCCUGUCUCAAGCAUAGCUGCAGGCGCACACGCGCACAAACACACACACUCUCUCACACACACACACUCACACACAAUCAAGCCAUGUGUCUGCGAGAAGCCUGGAGAACAGGAUUUAGCACAUGAGUCACCCCCGCAGGCUUAGCUGCAAGCUGUUUUCUCCAGUCAUGGAUUUCUGGAGAGUGGAACUGUCACUCUCUUGCCCCUGCUCUCGCCCGUGUAUGCGUGUGUGGGUAGAACUUAACGCAUAUUCUUGGGCAUAGUGCUGUGAAUUUGUGAGUGGGCUUUUCUCUUCGUGAAAAAGUAUCCUCAUAAUGGGACUUUGUCAGUAUCUGAGGAAAGACUUUGUGUGAGGCCAACAUUUCCAAUGGCUUACUAUUAAACAUGAGCAUGUGAUGAAUGUGACAAAUUAUAUGUAACACAUUAUGUAUGUCAACCAAUAUCUAUUGUAAUUUAUUCAUUAUCAUGCUGUAUUAAUAUAAGUAAUUAAUGAAUGUCUACUUUUACAAGUAAUGAAGGUUUAUAUAUUUUUUUGAAACUCUGUAAUAACAUGAGUAUUUCUGACAUAUUUCUCUUUGGUACAUUUCUCAGAUCAGAAUUAAAAUUCUCAAAACUGUUUGUUCAACCGUUA